Messenger RNA from Dujonia railenensis, 1191 nucleotides. Lineage: Eukaryota; Fungi; Ascomycota; Pichiomycetes; Serinales; Debaryomycetaceae. The record is from the annotation of a GenBank genome assembly.
AUGGGGAGACCACCCCUAAGCGGUGGCACUAUUCCUUAUCACGAUUCGUUACUCGAGUCUUUGAUAUUAUAUACUGUACCAACAGGUAAUACCAUGAGUAAAGACGACGAUUUGCCACCACCUUCGUAUGAAGAAGCUCUCAAUGAUCGUAUCACAUCGUCCUCUUCGAGCAGUGGCCCCCCACCACAGCCUCCUAGACCCAAUUCCAAUUACUUAGAUGUACCACCACCCCAACCUCCCAGACCGGGUUCCAGCAACUCAAUCCAUAGCUACCCUCCUCCUCCGCAGCGCCUUAGCCCAUCCACAUCGGCUACCUCGUCCAGCUACUCGACAGGGAACUCUCAGUUCCAGGGAUCAGGGCCAGGCUCCAGUUCUGCAUAUGGAAACAGACCACCCCAGGGCUACCCACAGCAGGGCAGCUCAUCGCUGGGGUCUCCCCAGACAGGCAGUAGACCACCCCAGGGCUAUCCACAACAGGGCAGCUCAUCGCUGGGGUCUUCCCAGUCAGGUAGCAGACUACCCUUCAGCUUCCCCAGCAGGACGCUCUGUCCCAAGUGCAAGAACACCGGCUACAAGGUGAAAAACGGCAAGGUGUGCCUCGACUGCUGGCAGAAGUUCUAUCUCAAGGACCAUGCGUACAACCCCAACCCCAACUUGAUCUUCAAGUACCCCAAGCGUUUCUUGUGUGAGAAAUGCGAGAACACCGGGGUGAAGAAGAAGAACGGGCAGACGUGCAAGGACUGCUACGAGAGAUUUGCACCCAGGAACCUGUUCCCGGGCCACCAGGUGAACUCUUACCUGUCGCCUUUUGAUUUGUUCUCGGAUACUAUAACGACCACCUACAUUCCUGCCCAGCCAACGUAUGUACCGCCUGGAAGCGGGCCCCCACCACCGCCUUUGCCUCCUGUUAACGUGAGACCGGGCGACCCAAGGAUAGGUGGUACUUUGUGUGGAAGGUGUAGAGGAACGGGGUUGAUUUGGAGCUUCCUCGACGAAUACACAUGUCCCGUGUGCAAUGGUAUAGGUCGUAUCCUACAACAACAGCCCACACAGCCCUAUCAUCCCCAGCAGCAGUACGCUCCACAUCAGCAGUAUGCUCCACACCAGCAGCAACAACAGUACAACCCUCAGCAGUACAGCUCCCAGCAGUACAUCAGCUACAACCCAAGUCUUCCUCCACGGAAGAACUGA